AUGAGCCGGUAUCUUCUUGCCAAUUGCAAGACUCGAUUGUUUCCACUUAGAGCAUCUUUCAACAAACCCAGUUCUAACACUUGGAACCAUAUUUACCAACAAAAUCGUCAGAUUUCGUUCUCACACGCACCACACAAAUUUAAGAGUUAUUUGCCAUCAGUAAAUGAUCAGAGCUCUUUAUUUAAGUCAAUUGCACUUAGGUUUAAACGAAAUCAUCAUAGUCAACUGUCUCUAAUUAAAAGCAUGUGCAGAAAUAAUACUGAGUCUUCUUCAUCCCAAGUCGUUCCUCAAGAUAGAGAGGUUUUACCAACAAAUGUGAAACCCCUUCAUUACGACUUGACUUUGGAGCCUAAUUUUGAAACUUUCAAAUUUGAUGGGCAAGUCAUAAUAGAUUUACACGUCAAUGAAAAAUCUGACUACGUAACAUUGAAUUGUUUAGAAAUUGAUAUUCACGAAGCUAAAAUUAAUGAUGUUGAAACUGAAAAAAUCGAAUUCAAUGAAGAUCAACAAUCGGUUACUUUUAAGUUUGCAGAUCACUUGGUUAGUGGUGCUGAUGCACGCUUGAGUAUCAAGUUCACUGGUGAGUUGAAUGAUAAGAUGGCAGGUUUCUAUAGAUCUUCAUAUCAAGAAGAUGGCAAGACAAAAUAUUUAGCUACUUCUCAAAUGGAGCCUACUGAUUGUCGCCGUGCGUUCCCAUGUUUCGAUGAACCUGCUUUAAAAGCUAAAUUUGAUAUUAACUUGAUUUCCCAUAAGGAUUUAGUUUGCUUAUCUAAUAUGGACGAAAGAGAAACAAAUUUAUUAGGACAUGACAAGAAGAAGGUCUCCUUUAACACCACUCCUUUAAUGUCGACUUACUUGGUUGCAUUCAUCGUGGGUGACUUGAAAUACGUCGAAACGUCUGACUAUAGAGUUCCAAUUAAGGUUUAUUCCACUCCAGGUUCAGAACACUUAGGUGCCUAUUCUGCUGAUAUUGCUGCUAAAACUUUGAAAUUCUUUGAGGAAAAGUUUGAUAUUCCUUAUCCAUUACCAAAGUGUGACAUGGUAGCUAUCCAUGAUUUUUCUGCAGGUGCUAUGGAAAACUUUGGUUUGAUCACAUAUAGAACGGCAGAUUUAUUAUUAGACCCAAGCAACACUAAUAUCAAUACGAAACAAAGGGUCACAGAAGUGGUCAUGCACGAAUUAGCCCAUCAAUGGUUUGGUAACCUUGUUACCAUGGAUUUUUGGGAUGGCUUGUGGUUAAAUGAAGGUUUUGCAACUUGGAUGUCAUGGUAUGCGUGCGAUGCAUUAUAUCCAGAUUGGAAGGUUUGGGAAUCGUAUGUCUCGGACUCCUUGCAACAUGCUUUAAGUUUGGAUGCUUUAAGAGCUUCUCAUCCAAUUGAAGUACCAGUAAAGAGAGCCGAUGAAAUUAACCAAAUUUUCGAUGCUAUUUCGUACUCAAAAGGUUCAUCACUUUUGAAAAUGAUUUCAAGAUGGCUAGGUGAAGAUGUCUUCAUUAAGGGUGUCUCUAAUUACUUAAAGAAGCAUAAAUGGGGAAAUACGAAAACUUCUGACUUGUGGGAAGCUUUAAGUGAUGUUAGUGGUAAAGAUGUUAUUAAAGUUAUGAACAUCUGGACAAAGAAUGUUGGUUACCCAAUUGUUUCCGUCAAGGAAACUAAUGGUAACGAAAUCCAGGUCACUCAGAACCGUUUCUUAGCCACAGGUGAUGUCAAGCCAGAGGAAGAUAAAAUCUUGUACCCUGUUUUCUUGGGUUUGAAGACGUCUAAUGGUCUUGAUGAAUCGUUGGUUUUAGAUGAAAGAUCAAAAACUUUGCAACUUCCUACAUCUGACGAUUUCUUUAAAAUAAAUGGUGAUCAAGCUGGUAUCUAUCGUACAGCUUAUGAAUCAUCACGUUGGACGAAAUUAGGAAAGGCAGGUGUCGAUGGCAAAUUAUCGGUUGAAGAUCGUGUUGGUUUGGUGGCUGAUGCGGGUUCAUUAGCUUCUUCUGGAUUUGUCUCCACUACUGAUUUUUUGAAUUUAGUUAAAUCGUGGUCCAAUGAAUCCAACUAUGUUGUUUGGGAUGAAAUUUUAACUAGAAUUGGUACAAUUAAGGCAGCUUUUAUUUUUGAACCUGAAGAAAUUAAAAAUGCUUUAAAUACAUUUACCAUUGAUUUAAUUGGUGAUAAAUUGAGAUCUGUGGGUUGGGAAUUCAGCGAAAAAGAUUCAUUUGCUGAUCAACAAUUGAAAUCUUCUUUGUUUGCUUCUGCUGCAAAUGCAGGUCACAAAGAAACCGUUGAAUAUGCUAAAGAUUCUUUCAAAAAGUUCGUAGAUGGCGAUAAAAAAGCUAUACAUCCUAAUUUAAGAACAUCUAUCUUCAACACUGUUGCUAAGAAUGGUAAUUUGGAAACUUUUGAUCAAUUAUUCAAUAUCUAUAAGAAUCCAUAA
Molecule: messenger RNA, 2421 nt
Organism: Debaryomyces tyrocola
Lineage: Eukaryota; Fungi; Ascomycota; Pichiomycetes; Serinales; Debaryomycetaceae
Source: the annotation of a GenBank genome assembly